AAAGAUAAGCUUCUUUGUCUUUGUGAUGAACUUACCCUUGUUGAUUGCCAAAGUAUAUUCCCAAACCAUGCCUCUCACCUGCUGAGUUUUGUUAUGCUAUUAUAUCUGCCACAGAUUCUUCAACUUAUUAUAUUGCAUGUCAGUGGGUUUUGUAUUUUACUUUUUUGCUUAAUUUCUCUUGUUGCUAGGUGGCUGUCAACAUUUUCAAGAACUUGUCACUUAAAGCACAAGUUCUUUGGCUAACUGUCCAAUUGUGACGGUACUUAUUGAAUUGUCCUUGGCCAUCUCCAUGUACGUGCAUAAAGAUUAAAGACAUUGUUGCAUACAAACACACACAUAGGACAAAGCCUUUAUGCUUUGAACAUUGAGAUGGUUCUGGUUGCAGUUAUUAGUGUUGAACUUAUUGGUGAUGGUGGAAAUGUUGAAAUGUUUUAUGGUUUUCAUUAAAUUGAGCAUGCCUACUUGGAAUUUAAGUGACUGUCCUGAUGAUCUGAAAGUGAUUGUGAAUUGUGAUUUUCCUGUGAACUUCUGCCUGUUUUGUCUCCGAUAUGGUCAUGUUAUUCGUGUGCCCGCUAGUGGGAGGUUUAUAAACGCUAGCACAUGUCGACAUGUUAUUGAUAGAACCGGUUCGUUCAGUGAACCUGCUAGUGGGGAUUAUACACCAGCAAAUUCUGUAGCCUGCCAGUGGGAGGUUUAUAACACUGGCCGUGACCUAUAGAGGAGACGUCUAUUUCGUGCCCGUACUGUAUCCGUUUUUCGUGAUUGCACUUGUUGGCAUGCUGUAAGUUUAAUUAAGGGCAAUCCAUAUUUUACUUACUGAGUUAUCUCACCUUGUUUUUCUCGUCCACCAUUUCAGGUAGUGUGCCCCGAGAAUCGGAAAUCAAGGGGAGUGACAUGAUAAAAGGCUAGCCACUUGAGAUUUGACAUAGAUUUUAGAUACAUGUACUCCAUGCUCUUGUAAGUUAGAUUUUAAUUGGAAAUUUUAUGGUAUCAAAACUGAUUUUGUUCAGUAAGUUCCGAGCCUUGUGCAUUUGUGGGACCCGUCUCACGAGUGCACGGCGUCUGCUGCGCCCCGGAUUUGGGUUUUGGG
This is a messenger RNA of Rubroshorea leprosula, 1090 nucleotides long. The record is from the annotation of a GenBank genome assembly. Lineage: Eukaryota; Viridiplantae; Streptophyta; Magnoliopsida; Malvales; Dipterocarpaceae.